Messenger RNA from Myxocyprinus asiaticus (Chinese sucker), 1169 nucleotides. RefSeq names its product peptidylprolyl cis/trans isomerase, NIMA-interacting 1 (gene pin1). Gene Ontology annotation, molecular function: peptidyl-prolyl cis-trans isomerase activity; protein binding. The record is from RefSeq and is a predicted model, not a curated record. The transcript has 4 exons. The coding region runs from base 268 to 744 and encodes 158 amino acids. Lineage: Eukaryota; Metazoa; Chordata; Actinopteri; Cypriniformes; Catostomidae. Gene Ontology annotation, cellular component: nucleus; cytosol.
CAGUAGAUUGUGAUGACGGGGUGAUGUAUACUCUUCAAAUAAUUUUGUAGAGAAUGACAGGGCGUAUUUCAAUUUGCUUGUUGCACAUCAAUUCUUAGAAUCAAAAUAUUUAAAUGACUAUAUUUUAAUUUGUUCAAUUGUCGUCAAUAAGACAAACAACGUCUUGAGAUUUGAACCCACGCGCGCUGCGCAUUCUGUCGGUCACUGCAGUGACACAUCAGAUCAGAACAGACCCGCAUUCAGCCGAACCGACACCGAUCACAAAUCAUGUCCGACGACGAGAAGCUGCCCUCCGGAUGGGAGAAACGAAUGAGCCGGAGCUCGGGUAGAGUGUAUUACUUUAAUCACAUGACUAACGCGAGUCAGUGGGAGAGGCCGAGCGGAUCGGAUACUGAUGUCGGGGAGGUGGAGAAAGUUCGCUGCUCUCACCUGCUGGUCAAACACAACCAGUCGCGCCGGCCGUCGUCCUGGAGAGAGGAGAACAUCACACGCAGCAAAGACGAGGCACUGCAGCUCAUUCACAAGUACAUAGAUCAGAUCAAAUCUGGCGAAGAAGAGUUUGAGAGUUUGGCAUCUCAGUUCAGUGACUGCAGCUCAGCGCGCAACGGAGGAGAUCUGGGCGUGUUUGGCAGAGGUCAAAUGCAGAAGCCGUUUGAAGACGUCUCGUUUGCACUGAAGGUUGGCGACAUGAGCGGCCCGGUGUUCACUGAUUCUGGCGUUCACAUCAUCCUACGAACGGGAUAACCAAUCAGAACACCCAUCCAUCAUGCUUUCAGUCAUUUAUUCCCACAAAUAACCCACACACACACACACACACACACACACACACACACACACAGUUGUUUUCCUUGUAAUAAAGUUGCCACUGUAAGGCAGCCUUGUCAAAACUGCACAUUAAAUCCCUCCAGUGUUUGCAUAAUCUUAAACAUUACAGUUCCCUUCUAAUACUUUCAUCAAUUGUUCCUUAAAGGAAUAGUUCACCCCCAAAAAAAUGUCAAUUUUCAUUUAUUGGGGGAAUUGUUCCUUUAAUAGUGACUUAGUGACUGCAUCUAGUAUCCUGCUACAUUCCUUCAUCCAUUCUGCUUCAUAUAAAGGACAGCAAAUGAUCAUAUGUCAGAUCUCCAAGAAAAAACAUGACCAAUAAAAAUAACCGUAUCACUAAAGAAAAA